This is a messenger RNA of Racocetra persica, 364 nucleotides long. Lineage: Eukaryota; Fungi; Glomeromycota; Glomeromycetes; Diversisporales; Gigasporaceae. The record is from the annotation of a GenBank genome assembly.
AUCAACAUUCUUAAUGAAAAAGAUAUGUCUCCCUUUCUUUGGGCACUUCACAAAAAGCCACUUAAUAGGUCUCUUCUUAAUUGGCUUGCUAAAAAUGGCGGGAGACCAAAAUCUGAUCACACAUUUUGCAAAUUUCUUAGGAUAACUAUGCUCACAAAAUGGGAUGAUAAUGAUUUGAAAUAUGUUGCCGCUUUAUUUUAUCAUUAUAAAAUUAAAGUCACAGAACUCAAAUGUGACCAAUUUCAUUACUUACAUGAAUAUAUUGCAAAAAAUGGGAUAUAUGAACCACUUGAGAAGAUGUUUACUUAUUUUUGGGAUUGUUAUAAUUUAAAAAUAAUGAAUCAGGCUUUGGUACAUGCAAAAG